Molecule: messenger RNA, 1578 nt
Organism: Passer montanus (Eurasian tree sparrow)
Lineage: Eukaryota; Metazoa; Chordata; Aves; Passeriformes; Passeridae
Gene: RHOF
Product: ras homolog family member F, filopodia associated
Exons: 5
Coding region: 102-764 (220 amino acids)
Biological process (GO): cell migration; small GTPase-mediated signal transduction
Molecular function (GO): GTPase activity; GTP binding
Source: RefSeq, a predicted model, not a curated record
GGCGGGGCGCGGGCGGCUCUGCCCGCCCCGGGCGCGGAGGGGGAGCGGAGCCGCGUCCCGGCCGCGCUGCGCCCUCAGCGGGCCCGCUCCGCUCCCGCUCCAUGGAAGCGGCCAACGGGGCCGUGCCCGAGGGCGCGGCGGAGCAGCCCCGCGGCCCCGCGGCCGCCCCGUCGGGCAGGAAGGAGGUGAAGGUGGUGAUCGUGGGCGACGGAGGCUGCGGGAAGACGUCGCUGCUGAUGGUGUACGCCAAGGGCUCCUUCCCCGAGCAAUACGCGCCCUCUGUUUUUGAGAAGUACACAACGAGUGUGACGGUGGGGAAGAAGGAGGUCACGCUGAACCUGUACGACACCGCAGGGCAGGAGGACUACGAUCGGCUACGGCCCCUUUCUUACCAGAACACCAAUGUGGUGUUAAUUUGUUAUGAUGUCAUGAACCCCACCAGCUAUGAUAACGUAGCAGCCAAGUGGUAUCCUGAGGUGAAUCACUUCUGCCGGGGUGUCCCGCUCGUGCUGAUCGGCUGCAAGACAGAUCUCCGCAAGGACAAGGAGCAGCUGCGCAAGCUCAGGGCUGCCAGGCAGGAGCCCAUCACCUACAACCAGGGUGAAGCAGCUUGCAAGGAGAUUAAUGCACAAAUUUACCUGGAAUGUUCAGCAAAAUGUCGUGAGAACAUAGAAAAUGUUUUUAAAGAAGCCACAAGCAUUGCACUGAGUGCCAUGAAGAAAGCCAAGGGCCACAGGAAAAGAAGAGUGUGCUCAGUGUUAUGAUCUGGACUGCACGAGAGCCAAGUGAUUCAGAUUUUAUAAAAGAUUCACUUUAGAAACUUUUUUUUAAACAUUUGUAUUUCUAGGAUAAUUUUUAUUUUAAAAUUUUAAUUAUUUUUAGUAUUUUUGCACUUUUGUUACACUGUUCUCGUGGAGUUUUCAAAGCUGUUUAUCAUGGUUAGCUCAAUGCUGUGUGCCUUCAACCAUCUGGCUUUUGCUUCUAAGUGUGAACAACUCACUAUUUAAACUGCAAUGAACAGCAACUGCUACUAUAUAACUUAGUGUUGAGGUUUUUUUCCUCUGCAAAAUAAUUGUGGCAUGUUAGAGCUACAAUUUACUGCCUUUUUCCAGAAAACUCAAAUCUUUCAGAAGCAAUGUUAAAGCAGCUUAUCAGGCACCUUUGAAGAGACAGAAGAAGUUUUGUCUUAACAUUUUUAAGUUAAUUUUCCUGGUGGCAAUGGCAGGAGUUGGCCUCAAGCUGGCCCCUGAUUGCAGAUGGAACAUCCACCACCCCCUGGACCAGCUCUGCAGACCUGCACCUCAAGAGUUCUUCAAGGCCUGCUGCUGCAAUGGAAAGUGGCAUUUAUCAGUGGAAAUACAUCAGUUGCUCCAAUUAAAUAAUGGAAAAUAGUUAAUGUACAGCACUUAAAUUUAGAAGUACUCGAAGCAGCUACUACAUGUAAUGUUAAGUCAGUCUUAUAAACAUUUACAGCCUAUUUAAUACAAGACAGAUGCAAAUCAUGGUGCACUGGAGGAAAAAUUCAUUCACUUGUGAAAUCAUCUCUCCUGGUAUAAAUUAAAGUUUUCCCUUUUGUGA